AUGUCUCACCCCCGAGUCGAAGAAGUCGAAGACUCUGACCCAGAAAUCGACGACCCCACCGACUUCCUUCCGGACAACGACCUUCAGAUCAUACGGCCGGCCGUUCAGCCUUCACAGACAGCUACUUCGAGCCAGGCCCCUUCAAAAGCACCCCAAGGACCUAAUCCUACACUAUUUCGCCCACCGCCACCUUCUCAGGGCACAUUACAACAACAAUCUCGGGACAAUUUCAAGACCUUCCAAACCAUCUACCCUGUCUACUUCGAUAGUUCGCGGACACGAGCCCAAGGUCGGCGCGUGAGUUCCAAACUUGCCAGUCCAAAUCCAUUAGCAUACAAUCUCCUCGCAGCCGCUCAAUAUGCCUUUGGAGACUCGAACCUGCCCAUGGCCUUUGAGCCAGACAAGACACAUCCAAAAGACUGGGCAAAUCCGGGCCGAGUCAGGAUACAGCUUUAUCAUAAAGAGACACGGAAGCCAUUACAUCCACAUAUCAAGAACAAGGCACACCUAUAUACCUACAUGGCCAAGUUUCUGAAGGAAACCCCCACGGAACGCGAAGACCCCCUCGAGUUGAAGAUCCAGGGACUACCAGUGCCCGAAAACUUCACAAAAACUGAGGUUGCAAAGCCAAGAGGCUGGAAGAUGGGUUCGAUAUUGCCUGUACACUCAGCAGCCGUCAGUGGAGGAGGUGUCAAAGACGAUUUCUUCAAGGAGGCCAUGGAAGAGCUCAGACAGGCGCAGAGUUCUGGACAGUUACCCGCCGGUAUGCCUGGCGGUGGAGGCGGAAUGCCUGAUAUGAGUGCUCUUCAGAGUAUGAUGGGAGGCUUGGGAGGAAUGGGUGGCUUAGGUGGUGGUGAUUCAGGCGGCGGAGGAGGGAAGAAGAAAAAGGAAAAGAAGAAGGGUUGA
This is a messenger RNA of Exophiala bonariae, 906 nucleotides long. RefSeq lists its product as uncharacterized. The record is from RefSeq and is a predicted model, not a curated record. The transcript has a single exon. Gene Ontology annotation, cellular component: signal recognition particle, endoplasmic reticulum targeting. Gene Ontology annotation, molecular function: 7S RNA binding. Lineage: Eukaryota; Fungi; Ascomycota; Eurotiomycetes; Chaetothyriales; Herpotrichiellaceae. The coding region runs from base 1 to 906 and encodes 301 amino acids. Gene Ontology annotation, biological process: SRP-dependent cotranslational protein targeting to membrane, signal sequence recognition; SRP-dependent cotranslational protein targeting to membrane.